AUGGCUUCGGCUAAAUCUGCAGCUGCCAACUUAGGUCACCCGGCGCAACGGAACUAUGGGUCAAUAUUUUUGGCACUUUCAAACGUAACAAUAUUAUAUUGCUACAUCAUGAGAGCAAAGUGCCAAGCUGUUGCUUCGUUUCUCUGGUACGCAGGAGCGUAUAAUUUGAAAGUUGUAACGGUAGAUUGCGGUUUUGCAGAUUAA
Plenodomus lingam JN3 is the source of this 204-nucleotide messenger RNA. The record is from RefSeq and is a predicted model, not a curated record. Lineage: Eukaryota; Fungi; Ascomycota; Dothideomycetes; Pleosporales; Leptosphaeriaceae.